GGUACUUUGAGUGCCUUGAGAGAGUGAUUGGGUAGGCGUUGCCACGUGAUCAUCAUCAUCCUUCCACUGGAGUUCUACGACAGCAGAGAGCGGCGUUGGUAAUUUCCCCGUCAAAUUAAUCUAUAUUGAGUUCAAACAAAUAAAGGUUUUAUAGGAUGGGAGACAAGAAGAGCCCCACAAGGCCGAAGCGGCAACCCAAGCCCUCUUCUGACGAUGCCUACUGGGACUGUAGCGUAUGUACUUUCAGGAACACUGCCGAAGCUUUCAAGUGUAUGAUGUGCGAUGUCAGAAAGGGAACGUCAACACGAAAGCCUCGUCCUGUCUCCCAAAUGGUUGCCCAGCAAGUCACUGCACAGUUUGCUUCACCCACACAACCCAAAAAAGAGAAAAAGGAGAAAUCGGAGAAAGAGAAGAGUGAAAAGGAACCAACACAGAAAAAGAACAGCCACAAGAAGACGAGGCCCAGGUUAAAAAACGUGGACCGGAGCAGUGCCCAGCACCUAGAGGUAACGGUGGGUGACCUGACGGUCAUAAUCACAGACUUUAAGGAGAAAACCAAGCCCGCCUCCACUCCUUCCAGUGCCGCCUCGGCAGACCAGCACAGCCAGAGCGGCAACACCAGUUCUGACAACACUGAAAGGGGGGUGUCCCGGUCGUCCUCGCCGCGGGGGGAGGGGUCCUCAGUUAACAGCGAGAGUCACUAAUCUCCCUCUCUCUCCCAUUUCCUCCCUCCUCACCUAACAUAGUCUUGUGGAACCAGACAAGUGUGUCUCUGAAUAUUGCAUACAAGUCUGGCAUGCAAGAUUACACCCAACGCUACAUACACCCUUAUGUCUCCCCCAUAUCCAUCUCCCCACACUCCAACCCAACAUUUCAACAUGCACACAUUGUAAAAAAAGAAAUAAUAAUAAAAUAAAACAUAUGUAUUAUGAGGCUGGUGCUGAGAGGACGCUGUGUAUCAUCAACGAAUUGGUUUCAGCCAAUAUCUGGGUCGUGUUCAGUCGGCAGCAAGCAGAAGAAAAUUGACUGAAACUGGAAGGUAAUACCUGGACUUAUCCAAUAAAUAAGAAACGAUCAUGUUUGUUUUCUGUUGCACAAAGUUUUAAAACAUUUUGUUAUGGUGUGCCCUAAUGAAAACGACCAUGGCCUGAGUGAACUGAAGCUGGGUCUUGACUGUGUUGAAUGAACCCUGCCUUGCAUGCACAGCUAGCUGAGUGAUGCCACGGGAUCUGAUGGUAUUUACUUACAACACCUCAGUGUUAUCGUGUCAUCCCUCAUCACACACUUAGUGGUUGGUUGGUUUCUGUCUCUUACCAAUGUGGACUAUUGCAGAAUAAGAGAGUGCUUUAGCUACAGAGGAAUACGAAUAUGCAUUAUGAGUAGGGUUGCAAAAUUCUGGUAACUUACCCAAAAUCCAAAGGUUUUCCAGAAAUCACCUGGACGAUUCCCCGACUCAGAGAAUAAGUAGGAAAUUCAGGAUUCCUCCAACUGAGAGAACUGGAAAACCUAGGAAUUCUGGCAAAGUUACCAAAAUUUGCAACAACCCUAAUUAUGAGAGAAUAAAUGUGAAGCGAGUGGUCCAUCUCUUGAUUGUAGAUUGACAAAGAUUAAUUUUGUUAGCAGCAGAUUGCACCUGCUGGCAUAUGGUGUACAUUAAUUAAUGAGAAGCUAUUGGACCAGUUUCCCAGAUACAGAGUAGUCCUUGAAUAAUCACUUUGAAUGGAGAAUCUCCAUAUAACAUUCUUCUUAGUCCAACAGUUGGCUGAAUCUGUGUCUGGGAAACAGGCCCAUUGUUUUAUAAAGCAUUUCAGUUUGGUCAAAAUUUUACUGCACAUGUUACUGAAUCAUAUCACUGCUUUAUGUUACUGGUUAUAGCCAGCCAUGUUGUCAUAUGUACAUCAAUGAGCAUCUCAAUUAUUGCGUUACUAUUUAAUGUUUGAUUCAAAAUUGAGAAUAUUGUUAAGAAGUAUGCUUCUCUUCCACAGUUUGUAGAGUCAAGCAUGCUGUCAUCCAACAGUGGUUUAUAUUGAAAAUAUGAAAUAAAACUAAACUGAUAGGUU
Oncorhynchus mykiss (rainbow trout) is the source of this 2060-nucleotide messenger RNA. Its product is annotated as YY1-associated factor 2. Gene Ontology annotation, molecular function: DNA binding; transcription coregulator activity. NCBI's taxonomy places the organism in Eukaryota, Metazoa, Chordata, Actinopteri, Salmoniformes, Salmonidae. The record is from RefSeq and is a predicted model, not a curated record. Gene Ontology annotation, cellular component: nucleus. Gene Ontology annotation, biological process: positive regulation of DNA-templated transcription.